UUUUUUGUCAAAAAGGGUUGCAACUUGCGACUUUGGGAAAAUUCCUGAAAUUCGAGCGAAUCAAAAGCCCUAAAAAGCUUAGGGAAUUUCUGGUAAUGCGGAGUCAAUGUACCUGGACACACAUGGUGUGAUGCUCAGACAAUUUAGCUUCAGAUCCUCUCUUCUCCCAUUUUCUUCUCAUUCCCAACGAAGCUUUCUGAAGUCAGCAUCCUCGACCCACCCUCGAAUCGGAGCCACCAUGGCCACAAUUUCGACCCAGAACGAGUCGACUCAGAAACCCGUUCAGGUGGCUAAGCGGUUAGAAAAGUUCAAGACUACGAUUUUCACUCAAAUGAGCACAUUAGCUGUCAAACACGGAGCAAUCAACUUAGGCCAAGGCUUCCCCAAUUUCGACGGUCCUGAUUUUGUCAAAGAAGCUGCUAUCCAAGCCAUUAGAGACGGUAAAAACCAGUAUGCUCGUGGCCACGGCCUUCCCCAGCUCAAUUCUGCUGUAGCUGCGCGGUUUCGUGAAGAUACAGGUCUCGUUGUUGAUCCGGAGAAAGAAGUCACUGUUACCUCUGGCUGCACAGAAGCCAUAGCUGCAACUAUGUUGGGUUUAAUCAACCCUGGUGAUGAAGUCAUUCUCUUUGCACCCUUUUAUGAUUCAUAUGAAGCAACGCUCUCUAUGGCUGGUGCUAAAGUAAAAGGAAUCACUUUACGCCCACCAGACUUCUCAGUCCCUUUGGAAGAGCUGAAAGCUGCGGUAUCUAACAAGACCAGAGCCAUUCUCUUGAACACUCCACACAACCCAACCGGGAAAAUGUUCACAAGAGAGGAGCUCGAAACCAUUGCAUCUCUCUGCAUUGAAAAUGACGUCCUUGUGUUCUCGGAUGAAGUAUACGAUAAGCUUGCUUUUGAGAUGGAUCACAUCUCCAUAGCUUCUCUUCCCGGUAUGUACGAAAGAACCGUGACCAUGAAUUCUCUUGGAAAGACUUUCUCUUUAACCGGAUGGAAGAUCGGUUGGGCCAUUGCACCAACUCAUCUAACUUGGGGAAUUCGACAAGCUCACUCUUACCUCACAUUCGCCACAUCAACACCGAUGCAAUCCGCAGCCAUUGCAGCUCUCAAGGCACCAGAGUCUUACUUCAAAGAGCUGAAAAGAGACUACAAUGCGAAGAAGGAGAUUCUGGUUAAGGGUUUGAAGGAAGUCGGGUUUGAAGUGUUCCCAUCGAGCGGGACUUACUUUGUGGUCGUGGAUCACACGCCAUUUGGUUUGGAGAAUGAUGUCGCUUUCUGUGAGUAUCUUAUCAAAGAAGUUGGGGUCGUUGCGAUCCCCACGAGCGUCUUUUAUUUGAAUCCGGAAGAAGGGAAGAAUUUGGUUAGGUUUACGUUCUGUAAAGACGAAGAGACGUUGCGUAGUGCAGUUGAGAGGAUGAAGCUCAAGCUCAAGAGAAUAGUCUGAAGUUUGAUACUUUGACUCUGAAGAUCUUCAUUUAAAAAAAACAAAAAAAAAAGCUUAUUUGAAUAUGUUGUUGUGUUGUUUGUUCUUCUUCGGUUUCCAUUUGAGGAGAGAUUUUGAUUCAGUAAAGGAAGCUAAUAAAGUAAGUUCACGUUA
Eutrema salsugineum is the source of this 1594-nucleotide messenger RNA. RefSeq names its product probable N-succinyldiaminopimelate aminotransferase DapC. The transcript has 2 exons. The record is from RefSeq and is a predicted model, not a curated record. NCBI's taxonomy places the organism in Eukaryota, Viridiplantae, Streptophyta, Magnoliopsida, Brassicales, Brassicaceae. Gene Ontology annotation, biological process: biosynthetic process. The coding region runs from base 107 to 1441 and encodes 444 amino acids. Gene Ontology annotation, molecular function: pyridoxal phosphate binding; L-kynurenine:2-oxoglutarate transaminase activity. Gene Ontology annotation, cellular component: cytoplasm.